Messenger RNA from Chinchilla lanigera (long-tailed chinchilla), 3701 nucleotides. It is a transcript of the gene Rab11fip3, whose product is annotated as RAB11 family interacting protein 3 (class II). Gene Ontology annotation, cellular component: midbody; cleavage furrow; endocytic vesicle. Lineage: Eukaryota; Metazoa; Chordata; Mammalia; Rodentia; Chinchillidae. Gene Ontology annotation, molecular function: calcium ion binding. The record is from RefSeq and is a predicted model, not a curated record. Gene Ontology annotation, biological process: regulation of cytokinesis; endocytic recycling.
GAGGUGGGGCUGGUGGCGGCGUUGCUCUUUUGGUCCCUCAGGUCUAGGUCUUCCAUCCUUUGCUCUGCCGCUGGCCCAGCUCCCACGGCCCGGCGUCCGCCGCUUGGCCCUGCGCCCUCCUUUCGGGGCCGUGCCCGGCCAUGGGCCCGGCGGGCCGCCCUCGGACCCGAGCCCGGCUCCGCCGCUGUCGGGAGAUCCCGCGGCCGGCUCGGAGGACGGCGCGCGCCUCCGCGCUGUGUUCGACGCCCUGGACGGGGACGGGGACGGCUUCGUCCGCAUAGAAGACUUCGUCCAAUUCGCCACGGUCUACGGGGCGGAGCAGGUAACGGACUUGACCCAGUACUUAGACCCCAGUGGGCUCGGCGUGAUCAGUUUUGAAGACUUCUGCCAAGGGAUCUCGGCCAUUAGAAGUGGAGAUCCCGAUGGCGAGUUGUACAGCGUGCCACCUGCCCAGGAUGAGGGUCCUCCCACUUGUGCCGAUGAGUUUGAUGACUUUGUCACCUACGAGGCCACUGAGGUGACAGACAGUGCAUAUAUGGGCUCUGAGAGCACCUACAGUGAGUGUGAGACCUUCACUGACGAGGACACCAGCACCCUGGUGCACCCUGAACUGCAUCCUGAGGGGGACGCCGACAGUGCAGGGGGCUCGGCUGUGCCCUCUGAGUGCCUGGACACCAUGGAGGAGCCUGACCAAGGCGCGCUGCUGCUGCUUCCAGGCAGGUCCCGUACCCGUGGCCAGGCUGUCGUCAUGGUGAUUGGUGGUGAGGAGCAUUUUGAGGACUAUGGGGAAGGCAGCGAGGUAGAGCUGUCCCCAGAGAUCCUCUGCAACGGAGAGCUGGGGUGCAGCGAUCCUGCUUUUCUCACCCCUAGCUCCGACCCGCUUGCUGUAAAGCUGCACAGCAUCCUCACUGACGAGGCUUUUGAGUUUUACUGUAGCCAGUGCCACAAACAAAUCAACCGCCUUGAAGAUCUCUCUGCCCGCCUGAAUGAUCUUGAGAUGAAUAGCCCAGCCAAGCGGCUCUCCAGCAGGAAGGUGGCAAGGUACCUGCACCAGUCAGGGGCCCUGACCAUGGAGGCCCUGGAGGACACUCCAUCAGAACCUGUGGAGGGCCCAGAGGAGGACAUUGCUGACAAGGUUGUCUUCCUGGAGAGGCGGGUGUCAGAGCUGGAGAAGGACAGCAUGGCCGCAGGAGAGCAGCACAGCAGGCUGAGGCAGGAGAACCUCCAGCUGGUACACAGAGCCAAUGCCUUGGAGGAGCAGCUGAAGGAACAGGAGCUGAGAGCCCGCGAAAUGGUACUAGAAGAGGCCAGAAAGCAGAAAGAACUUCUGUGUAAGAUGGAGCGAGAGAAGAGCAUCGAGAUUGAGAACCUGCAGGCUAGGUUGCAGCAGCUGGAUGAGGAGAAUAGUGAGCUACGGUCCUGCACGCCCUGUCUGAAGGCCAACAUUGAGCGUCUGGAAGAGGAGAAGCAGAAGCUCCUGGAUGAGAUUGAAGGAUUAACCCUGCGGCUCAAUGAGGAGCAAGAGAACAAGAGGAAGAUGGGGGACAGGCUGAGCCAUGAGCGCCACCAGUUCCAGAGGGACAAGGAGGCAACCCAGGAGCUAAUUGAGGACCUCCGUAAGCAGCUGGAGCACCUGCAGCUCCUCCGGCUGGAGGCUGAACAGAGGCGAGGCCGCAGUAGCAGCAUGGGGUUGCAGGAGUACCACAGCCGCACCAGGGAGAGUGAGCUGGAGCAGGAGGUCCGCAGGCUCAAGCAGGACAACCGCAGCCUGAAGGAGCAGAACGAUGAGCUGAAUGGGCAGAUCAUCACUCUCAGCAUCCAGGGUGCCAGGAGUCUAUUCUCCACAGCCUUCUCUGAGUCCUUGGCUGCAGAGAUCAGCUCAGUCUCCCGCGAUGAGCUCAUGGAAGCCAUCCAGAAGCAGGAGGAGAUCAACUUCCGCCUACAGGACUACAUUGACAGGAUCAUUGUGGCCAUCAUGGAGACCAACCCAUCCAUCCUGGAGGUCAAGUAGGGCAGCAGAGCCCAGUCCGGGCAUCCCGAGUGCCCCGCCACACCAUAAGGAGCCGAGACCAGCAGGCCCCCAGCCUGCCAAACCCAGGGCAUGCAGGACCCUUAGGGAAUGGGGAAGGGAAGAAGGGGAACCUCUGGGACAGAGCCCACAGCAGGCAAGGAUUGUGGCACGUCCUCCCCACCCCAAGUUGCCGUGUCUGCUCAUCAGGGAUAGGCUCUUAAGCUGUGUGCAGAGUUCAGGACAGCCUGUCAGGCUGGGUGAGCCCUCCGACUCCCGUGCAGCAGACCCCUCUUCCCUCCAUGUAGUCCUGUCAGGCAGAAAGGAAGAAAACGGGUCUCUGUCAGGGCUGCAACUGCUCACACAAACGCCCUCACAUGGUGCCACCCCAUCCCAGCCACUCCUGAAUGUUGUCCAAGUCCUGGACCCUCCCAUGGGACAUGGUGGUAUGGGAGGGCUAGGAAGGAAGGCUGAUAUGUGUAGGUCUGGCUGGGAACCAUAGGCCCCCUAGCUCUCCCUGAGUGGCUCAUGCCAUCACCCAGAUGGCCACCUUUGCCUAGCUUCAGGACCAGGGGCCUCCAAGCCACACAGCCACCCUAUGCCCUGACUCAUUCUGGUAAUUUCAGGGGCUUUGUGGGCGGCAGAAGCGCACUAGGACUCUUUGCUCUGAUAGUAGGACUUGAGAUCUUGACUGUGUGGAACUCACUCCCUGAAUGGGGUGGACACUGCUGGCCCCUCUAACUACACAGGUCACUGCUUUGUAGGUAUGACCUGCUCUGGCCUCCUGGAGUCCACGCCCUCCCUAGGCAGACCGUCACUGCCCUGGAUGAAGUCCACAUUUCCCAUGCUAGAGUCCAAGUAUCUGGAACCAUGUUUCCUUCUGGUUCCUUCUGGGCGUCUGACUUGAAGUUUCAUUCUUCUCUGGGUUACAUCCUGCAGCAGUGUGGGCAGGGCUGCUCUCUCCAGGCACAGGAGUACUGGGUGGCCUUCCUGCACAGUGCCUGCCCCAUGUAAGUGGGCAGUGCCACCUCACAGCUACUGGGCCUUCCCUGGGCCUGGGAGCCCCCUGGGUAUUCCCAGGUAGACCAAGACCCGUCACAAAGACUGGCCACCCCACUGUGUGUGUGUGUGUGCGCGCGUGCAUGAGUGUGCACACAAGUGUGAGCGUAUGCGUGCUGCCCUGCAUCCCUCCACGUGGCCCUUCUACACUACAAUUUAAGAUGUUGCCUCGUGUUGUACAUUCUGGGGAAAGCCUUGGGUGUAAAUCAGUGUAAACUUGGAAGAGAGAUUUUUCUAUCAUGUAGAGUAGGUAUUUUUUAUAGAUUGAAGGUUGAUCAAUUUUUUAAUACUUUCCACAGAGAAAAACUAUCUGUGUAUACACAUGAAAUAUAUAUAUAUAUAUAUAUACAUAUGUAUAAUAUAUAAAUACUGGAGCCCUGCCUUUCUGUGCCCAGGUCCCAGCCCUGUAACACGGGCUAUGGCCUGUCCUGCUGCCCACUCAGCAGUGCUGUGACUGUAAACACUAGUUUCCAGGAGAUACUGAGAGACACACCAAUGACCAACUUGCACGUGGCGCCUGCAUCAACUCCUGAGAAAUGAUUCCUCCUGCUUGGACACAGGAGGAUGGAAGGCCAGCAGGGUCCUGCCCAAUGUGUUGGCCACCACAGAUUAAAGCUGUUACCACACACACAAA